This is a messenger RNA of Malurus melanocephalus (red-backed fairy wren), 594 nucleotides long. RefSeq names its product dynein light chain LC8-type 1 (gene DYNLL1). Gene Ontology annotation, cellular component: cytoplasmic dynein complex. Bases 83 to 352 code for a protein of 89 amino acids. Lineage: Eukaryota; Metazoa; Chordata; Aves; Passeriformes; Maluridae. Gene Ontology annotation, biological process: microtubule-based process; cilium assembly. The transcript is spliced from 3 exons. Gene Ontology annotation, molecular function: dynein intermediate chain binding; dynein light intermediate chain binding. The record is from RefSeq and is a predicted model, not a curated record.
CGGGGCUGAGGCGUUGCUAGGCACGCACGGAUCAGAGCGCCGCGCCGCCCGCUCCACACCGCGCAGCGCCUGAACGGCAAUCAUGAGUGAUCGAAAGGCAGUGAUCAAAAAUGCGGACAUGUCAGAGGAGAUGCAGCAAGACUCGGUGGAAUGUGCUACUCAAGCCUUAGAGAAAUACAACAUUGAGAAGGACAUCGCUGCUCACAUAAAGAAGGAAUUUGACAAGAAAUACAAUCCCACGUGGCACUGCAUCGUGGGAAGGAACUUUGGAAGCUAUGUGACUCAUGAGACCAAGCAUUUCAUCUACUUCUACCUUGGCCAAGUGGCUAUUCUUCUUUUCAAGUCUGGUUAGAACCAUGGACUGUUACUGAAACUUGCACCUGGGUACAGGACUGCACACUGAAAACCUUCAGCCUUCCUCGGGAAACAGAUCUUGAUCUUCAGGUCUUUUGUUGUAUUGUUAAUGGUCAGGGAUUUUGCUGUAGCAGCUGGUAUUUUCAUUGUGGCUAUAUAAAAAAGCAAAAGUGUCUUCCUUGUAUUUAUUUUCUUUCAAAAGAUGGCUUCUUUGCUAAUAAAAUUGUUGGAACAAGUUUA